Messenger RNA from Penicillium atrosanguineum, 1860 nucleotides. RefSeq names its product electron-transferring-flavoprotein dehydrogenase. The record is from RefSeq and is a predicted model, not a curated record. Gene Ontology annotation, biological process: electron transport chain. Lineage: Eukaryota; Fungi; Ascomycota; Eurotiomycetes; Eurotiales; Aspergillaceae. Gene Ontology annotation, molecular function: iron-sulfur cluster binding; electron-transferring-flavoprotein dehydrogenase activity. The transcript is spliced from 4 exons. Gene Ontology annotation, cellular component: mitochondrial inner membrane. The coding region runs from base 1 to 1860 and encodes 619 amino acids.
AUGGCGUCAAAAGGUGCCGUCCUGCCUCUGCUGAGGCGCGAAAUGCGCUCGGCCUCCCGAUUCUCACGAACUACGCCCUCGGUCUCCUCUCUCCUCUCUGCUCGCAGCCCCGCCAGUCCCCUGUCGUCCUCGGGGAGACGCUUAAUCCGUCGAACGACACCCUUCACGACGUUGCAGACCCGUGCGUUUUCACAGUCGGUAUCACGGCGCUUUACCGAUGAGAAUGGCAACUUUGACCCGAGGUCAAUCGACCGUGAAUCGGAUGAGGUGGAUGUCUGUAUUGUGGGUGGUGGCCCCGCUGGUCUCGCCGCCGCGAUUCGAUUGAAGCAGCUUGCGAACGAAGCUGGCAAUGAGGAGUUCAGAGUCAUUUUGUUGGAGAAGGCUGGAGAACUGGGCGCGCAUAUAGUUUCAGGCAACGUUCUUCAACCUACCUCCAUGAACGAGCUGUUCCCCGACUGGCUCGCCGAAGAUAACCCCUCCCGCUUCGAGGGUGCCACCCCCGUGAAGAGCGAUAAGAUGCGAUUCCUCACCAAGAACUCAUCAUUUCCUCUUCCUGCCCCGCCGCAGAUGAACAAUCACGGCAAUUACAUUGUUAGCUUGAACGAGUUGACCAAGUGGCUCGGUGAGCGCGCGGAAGAAUUAGGCGUUGAGGUGUACCCUGGAUUUGCUGCCAGUGAGAUUGUUUACACCCACGACGGAUCAGUAAAGGGUGUUGCGACCAAUGACCUUGGACUGAGCCGGGAUGGCAAGGCCAAGGAUACCUUUGAGCGCGGAAUGGAGUUCCACGCUCGCGUUACCCUUCUCGGCGAAGGCUGCCAUGGUAGCUUGACGAAGCAGGUGAUUAAGAAGUUCGACCUGCGACGGAAUAGUCAGCCACAAACCUACGGUCUGGGAAUUAAGGAAAUUUGGGAGAUUCAGCCGGAGAAGUUCCGCUCGGGUGAGGUCACUCACUCGAUGGGGUACCCGCUUCCUAGGGAUACCUACGGUGGUGCUUGGAUGUACCAUUUCGGUGACAACCUGGUUAGCAUCGGUCUUGUGGUCGGACUGGAUUAUCCGAAUCCUUGGCUCUCACCUUAUGGCGAGUUCCAGAAAAUGAAGCACCACCCCCUGUUCAAGGAUGUUCUGGAGGGCGGCAAGUGCAUUUCGUACGGUGCGCGUGCACUAAACGAGGGUGGCUUCCAGUCCAUCCCCAAGUGCGCGUUCCCAGGCGGUGCCCUGAUUGGUGACACCGCUGGAUUCUUGAACGUGCCCAAGAUCAAGGGUACUCACACUGCAAUGAAGUCCGGUAUGCUAGCAGCCGAGGCUACCUACUCUGCCUUGUCAAGCUCGAGCGAAGGCACCGUCUUCCUCUUCGACUAUGAACAGUCCCUCCGGGACUCGUACAUCUGGAAGGAGUUGCGCGAGGUGCGCAACAUGCGACCUUCCUUCAACACCCCCUCGGGCCGUGUGCCGUGGACCCUUAGCCACCACGGCACGGAUGCCGCGGCCACCAAGCCCGCGUCUGCAUGCAACAAGAUCGAAUACCCCAAGCCUGACGGCGAGAUCAGCUUCGACGUCAUGACUAGCGUGAGCCGAACCGGCACCAACCACGAGGAGGACCAGCCCGUGCACCUGCAGGUGGAGGACUGGGACAAGCACAAGGACCUGUCAUGGCCGGUAUACAAGGGUGUGGAGAACCGGUUCUGCCCGGCUGGAGUGUACGAGUACGUGGAAGACCCUAGCAAGGAGCACGGGGUUCGUUUCCAGAUCAACGCGCAGAACUGCAUUCACUGCAAGACGUGCGAUAUCAAGGUGCCUACUCAGGAUAUUAACUGGCAAACCCCUCAGGGUGGAGAGGGUCCUAAGUACAUCAUGACAUGA